Letharia columbiana is the source of this 1734-nucleotide messenger RNA. RefSeq lists its product as uncharacterized. The record is from RefSeq and is a predicted model, not a curated record. Gene Ontology annotation, biological process: electron transport chain. Lineage: Eukaryota; Fungi; Ascomycota; Lecanoromycetes; Lecanorales; Parmeliaceae. The transcript has 5 exons. Bases 1 to 1734 code for a protein of 577 amino acids. Gene Ontology annotation, molecular function: iron-sulfur cluster binding; electron-transferring-flavoprotein dehydrogenase activity. Gene Ontology annotation, cellular component: mitochondrial inner membrane.
AUGGCUUCCAAGACCUCAGUGUCUUUCUUAGAUAUCGAUGACUCAUUUGACCCCCGGAAGCAGGAGCGUGAGAGCGAUGAGGUCGAUGUCUGCAUCGUAGGCGGAGGACCUGCCGGCCUCAGCGCAGCCAUUCGCCUCAAACAGAUCGCCAACGAAGCCGGCAACGAAGCCUUCCGAGUUCUUCUUCUCGAGAAAGCAGGCGAGCUAGGCGCUCACAUCGUCUCCGGCAAUGUCAUCGAACCGUCCGCUGUCAACGAACUGCUCCCUGACUGGAACAAUCCAGAUAACCCGUCACGUUUCGAAAGUGCUACCCCGGCUACUCAUGAUAAGAUGCGGUUCCUUACCAAAAACAGCUCCAUACCAAUCCCCGCGCCCCCGCAGAUGAACAACAAGGGCAACUAUAUCAUAAGUUUGAAUCAGUUCUGCAAAUGGCUAGGGGAGAGAGCGGAGGAGGUAGGUGUGGAGGUUUACCCGGGCUUUGCGGCCAGUGAGGUGCUGUACAAUUCGACGGACGGGUCAGUGAAGGGUGUGGCUACGAAUGAUCUGGGCAUUUCACGCAGGGGGAAGCCCAAACCUUCAUUUGAGCGUGGGAUGGAGUUUAAUGCUAGAGUCACGCUCUUUGCUGAGGGUUGUCAUGGUAGUUUGACCAAGCAAGUCAUCAAGAAAUUUGAUCUCCGCCGCGACAGCCAGCCCCAGACGUACGGGUUGGGACUCAAGGAGGUCUGGGAAGUCAAGCCGGAGAAGUUCAGGAAAGGGGAGAUUGUCCACACGAUGGGCUAUCCAUUGCCUUCAUCUACCUACGGAGGCGGAUGGCUUUACCAUUUCGGCGAUAAUCUCGUCUCUCUUGGUCUUGUCGUUGGUCUCGACUAUCCCAACCCCUGGCUCUCUCCCUAUGGCGAAUUCCAGAAAAUGAAACACCACCCCAUCUACAAAUCCGUCAUCGAAGGCGGCAAAUGCAUUUCCUAUGGCGCCCGAGCCCUCAACGAAGGUGGUUUCCAAUCCAUUCCCAAAUGCGCCUUUCCCGGCGGAGCCCUCAUUGGCGACACAGCAGGUUUCCUCAACGUCCCCAAAAUCAAAGGCACCCACACAGCAAUGCGAAGUGGCAUGCUCGCCGCCCAAGCCGCCUAUUCAGCCUUGACAUCGAACCCAGACAGCGGCACCGUCUUUCUGUACGAUUACGAAGACGCCCUCCGCUCCAGCUCCAUUUGGAGCGAACUAAAACAAGUCCGUAAUAUGCGUCCGUCUUUCCACUCACCCCUCGGUCUCUACGGCGGUAUCAUGUAUUCCGGCCUCGAAGCCUACCUCUUCCGCGGCAAAACGCCUUGGACGCUCAAGCACAAAGAACCCGGCGACCACGCUGCCACGAAGCUGGCGUCCGAGUGUCCAAAGAUCGAGUACCCGAAACCGGAUGGUCAAAUCUCAUUCGACAUUUUGACGAGUGUGAGCAGGACGGGCACGAACCAUGAAGAAGACCAACCUGUGCAUUUGCAAGUGGAGGAUUGGGAGGCGCAUAAGAAUGACCAGUGGCCGAAGUACAAGGGGAUCGAGAACCGGUUCUGUCCGGCCGGGGUGUAUGAGUACGUGGAGGAUGGGGCCAAGGAGUUUGGGGUCAAAUUCCAGAUCAAUGCGCAGAAUUGCAUCCACUGCAAAACGUGCGAUAUCAAGGCCCCGGCGCAGGAUAUCAAUUGGCAGACACCGCAAGGAGGCGAGGGACCAAAGUACUUCAUGACCUAG